GCUGGGAGCUCGGACUCCUGGGUUCAUGCCAUCUCUGUCUCUCUGCAGUUCUAGCGGUUUCCCCAGGGACUCGGCGGCGGCGGGCGGGACCCUGAACAGCCGGGGAAUGAAGCGGAAGCUUUACUCGGCCGUGCCGGGCCGAACCUUCAUGGCCAUGAAACCCUACCAGGCCCAGGCGGAGGGCGAGCUGUCCCUCAGCAAGGGCGAGAAGAUCAAGGUGCUGAGCGUGGGCGAAGGCGGGUUCUGGGAGGGGCAGGUGAAGGGCCGGGUCGGCUGGUUCCCCUCGGACUGCGUGGAGGAGGUGCAGACCAAGACACAGGAUGGAAAGCAAG
Molecule: messenger RNA, 332 nt
Organism: Terrapene triunguis (Three-toed box turtle)
Lineage: Eukaryota; Metazoa; Chordata; Testudines; Emydidae
Product: SH3 and multiple ankyrin repeat domains protein 1-like
Exons: 2
Cellular component (GO): dendritic spine; postsynaptic density; postsynaptic membrane
Molecular function (GO): ionotropic glutamate receptor binding; synaptic receptor adaptor activity
Source: RefSeq, a predicted model, not a curated record